This is a messenger RNA of Perkinsus marinus ATCC 50983, 1593 nucleotides long. RefSeq lists its product as hypothetical. The transcript has a single exon. Gene Ontology annotation, cellular component: membrane. Gene Ontology annotation, molecular function: transmembrane transporter activity. Gene Ontology annotation, biological process: oligopeptide transport; transmembrane transport. The coding region runs from base 1 to 1593 and encodes 530 amino acids. The record is from RefSeq and is a predicted model, not a curated record. Lineage: Eukaryota; Perkinsozoa; Perkinsida; Perkinsidae.
AUGUUCCACCGACUAACUCGAGGUUCAUCUAAUGCGGAAGAUCCUCGGAAGCCUCUUGUAUGGACAGACCCUUCCGGAAACACGUACCACUACUUCGAGCACCCUUUCUUCAAUGCUACCAUCUUUGUCCUUACCAUGGAAAUGUGUGAGCGUUUGGCGUUCACGGGCCUGCUACCUAACUUGAAGAACUUCCUCAACGAGUUUUUGGAUUACGAUGAUACCACUGCUUACUCUUAUAUAAGCGACUUCCAAGCCAUUAUGUACUUCACGCCGCUUAUUGGAGCUGCUGUAGCCGAUACUCUGCUGGGCUUGUACAAGACUAUUAUCAUUUUCUCUGCUAUCUACAUGCUCGGUUUAGUGUUCGUCGUCCUCGCUGCAGUGCCGUCUAUAUCCGAAGCCUGGAUGGUGCAUCUUGGUCUAAUGACACUGAUUGGCUUGGGCAGUGGUGGAAUCAAAAGUUGUGUUAAUGUUAUGGGAGCACAACAAUUCCACCCUGAACUUCACAAGUCGGAUAUCACCAGAUAUUAUACGUACUUCUAUGCUUCCAUCCAGAUAGGCUCUAUCAUUGGUGGUAUUGUUACUCCCUUGAUGGUCGAGGGAGUUUCCUAUUUCGCCGCUUUCUGCGUUCCUUUGGCAGCGUUCGUCGUUGGGUUCGCCAUAUUCCUCUACGCAAGUUUCACGAACCGUUAUGUGAAGCCCCAGCCGCAAGGCUCUGCUGUUGUCCAAGUCGCCGAAGUCAUCGGUGCUGCCUGUAUGAAAUGCUCCUUGGAAAAGUGCAAGAAGUCUCGUGGCGGGAAGUACGAGGACGGCUUCAUUGAAGAUGCUAAGAUGCUUUUCCGUCUCAUCCCUUUAUUCUGUUUAAUUAUUCCCUUCAUGAUUGCCUAUCAGCAGAUGACGACAGCGUGGGUGACACAGGGUUCUAAAAUGAACCGUGAUACAUUCGGUUGGGAUAUCCCUGUACCGUUGAUGCAGAAUGUCGAUCCCAUCGCUGUUGCACUGACUUCUGUGGUUGUGGAUGGAGCCGUAUAUCCCGGUCUACGCCGAUUGGGUCUCAUGCCAUCGCCUUUAGUCCGAUGUGCUAUAGGCUCUUUUGCUGGUGCCAUCGCUCUUGUCUGUUCUUUGAUCGUGGAGUACGUCGUGAUGGCCCAUCCGGUUUUCACUAUAUCCAUUUGGUGGCAGGUAUUGCAAUAUUGGUUCAUUGCUGUGGGUGAGAUUUUCCUAGUUUCGACUUCAUAUGAGAUCGCCUUUACGAAUUCACCCUCUUCAUUGAAGGCUGUUGCUUCCGCUAUCAAUUUACUUUUCUUCUCUAUCGCUGGUCUAAUCUCUGGUGCUCUGUUCAACGCCUGUUCGCCUUGGAUGCCGACUUUCGACCCUUCCAACCCGACCGAUGCUACUGUGAAAGAUGCGCACUACGACUACUUCUUCAUCCUGUUGGCAGUUAUUUCUGCGAUUGGUGGUUGCUGUGCACUAGCUUUGAUACCGUAUUAUAAUAAAGUAUCAAGAGAGAAUCAGGCUCACCUCGAUGAGGAGGCCAUGUCUAGUAAGAGUAGCGACCUCAGUGUCAAAGUGCCCGCAGAAAAAGCUGAGGUUUGA